CCCAAAAUGCAACGGCAACAGUAAUUAGGUAGUGGGAUGUCCAUCCGUAUAAAAAAUUGAAACCAAUUGAGAUAAUGAGAGAUAACGGUUCAUCAGAGAGGUGGACAACACAGCACCAUGGGAAUAUAAACUGCAACGUAUGACUAGCAUGAAUCAUUUUGAUAUUGGUUCUUGUGUACAUUUGAAGAAAUUUAGCUUUUCAAAAAAUGAGUCCAAUCAGAAUUACAACUGCGGACAGUCUCGACUAUCGUUACAUACCCAUCACAAAAAACAGCGUUAGUUUAGGCAUUAAAGCUAGCCACGAUGCAAGGAUUGCCUUACGGACACAUCUUGGUGGUGACUCCAAUGUAUAUGAGAUUAUUAUUGGAGGAUGGGGAAAUACUAUGUCAGCGAUAAAAAGAAAUAAUAUAGAACCAGAUGUGGCAGAAGCAGACACUAGAGACAUUCUGAAUCCUGAUGAGAUAUGUGAUAUUUUCAUACAAUGGUCUUGUGAUGGACUAUUAAGUGUUAGCCGUGAGGAUGAUUUUGACAUGCCGUUCAUGUCUUAUAAAGACAGAAGCCCAUUUGUCAUAAAUUAUAUAGGAGUUAGUACUGCUUGGGGUGCAACCGGAGAAUGGAUAAUUGAAGAAUGCCAGUUUACAUCCCCUGCUAUCAGACAGCAACUGAUGGACACGUGCCACUUCUGGGUGGAUUUCAGUGAAGCAUUUGGACUACCUCGCAACGCAGUGAUGGCUUCUGAGGAUGGUUUGUACAUCGGUAGAGCACAUCAUCAAGGCACGGUGACCCCAGGUGGAAUUCGUGACAACGUCUGCACAAUCGCAUGGGGCGGAAAUGGCCAUGAGAAACGAGAGUUCCAGGUGUUGUGUGGCAAGGACGUGAAUUGGGUAAAAUCUUGGGAGGGUAGUGUGCCUCUACAUGCUCUACCUGCUGGUGAAACCGAGGAUGGUUACGCUUUAUUCGUAGGCAGAGUAUUGCACGAAGGAAUUUACCACAUUGGCAAGAUACAACCGAAUCAUCAAGUGUGUUAUAUACCGUUGAAUGGUCAAGAAAUGCCCUAUCUGGAGUACGAGACUUUAGUCAUUCAUGACAACUACGGGGUCGAGUGUAUCGGAAGGUAAAGUGACGAACGGCUUAGAGACAGAAUGUAUUUAUUUUUUCACGA
Atta colombica is the source of this 1162-nucleotide messenger RNA. Its product is annotated as C3 and PZP-like alpha-2-macroglobulin domain-containing protein 8. Lineage: Eukaryota; Metazoa; Arthropoda; Insecta; Hymenoptera; Formicidae. Bases 207 to 1118 code for a protein of 303 amino acids. The record is from RefSeq and is a predicted model, not a curated record. The transcript is spliced from 6 exons.